UUCUUCUCAAGAUUCAACCCUCUCUCUCUCUCUCUCUCUCUCGCUCGAUCACUCUCUCGGAUGCUAUGGCUUCUGCGAAGCUUCGAGUAGAAGAGCUGCGAGCUCAGCUUGCUCAGCGUGGACUUGACUCCGCCGGUACCAAGCCCGUUCUGGUCAAGAGACUUGAGGAAGCCAUACAGAAGGAAGAAGAAGAGAAGGAAUCAUUGAAAGAUGAUAACACUAGCAAUGCCACUGGUGGUGGUAGGAAAAGACGGAGAGACUCGUCUAAAGAUGAUCCUGAGCCUGGUGAUGCCAUUGAGAGGCUUCAAGAGAUGGGUGUGAGAGAACUUCGUGAGUUAGCUGCCAGUCGGGGCCUCCAGACAAAUGGAUUGAAGAGGGAACUCAUUGAUAGGCUUUCUACUGAUUUGCUUAAGGAUUCUGGAGAUGCAGUUGAAGCUAAAGAGGUGGAAGAGAGUAAGGAGAAAAUGGUCACUGCAACAAAGAAAGGGGGGGCCGUGCUUGAUCAGUGGCUCCCAGAUAAUAUCAAGUCGAGCUUUCAUGUGUUGCAACAUGGGGAGGAAAUCUAUGAUGCCAUUCUUAAUCAAACAAAUGUCGGAGAUAAUAAUAACAAGUUCUAUGUAAUUCAAGUUCUUGAAUCCGAUGACGGUGGCAAAUUCAUGGUUUACAAUAGAUGGGGCAGAGUUGGAAUUAAAGGUCAAGACAAGUUACUUGGCCCUUAUGACAGGGUUGAGGCGGCGAUUAAUGAAUUUCAAACGAAGUUCUUUGACAAGACAAAGAAUCAUUGGUCUGGUCGGAAGGCCUUUAUUUGUAAACCAAAGUGCUACACUUGGUUGGAAAUGGACUACAGUGAAACUGACAAAGCAACAGUUUCUGAAUGUGCUGAUUCAUCUGUUGGUAGUCAACUUCAAGAGACAAAACUUGACCAAUGUAUUGCAAAGUUCAUAUCCCUUAUUUGCAAUAUUAGCAUGAUGAAGCAGCAAAUGUUGGAGAUAGGAUACAAUGCUGAAAAAUUGCCGCUUGGUAAGCUAAGCAAAUCUACAAUUUUGAAGGGUUAUGAUGUAUUAAGGAGAAUCUCAGAGGUGAUGGGACAAUCUAACCGAAAUGAACUUGAAGAACUGAGUGGAGAGUUCUACACCGUCAUUCCGCAUGACUUUGGAUUUAAAAAGAUGCGAGAAUUUGUUAUUGACACCCCUUCCAAGUUAAAAGGCAAGCUUGAAAUGGUUGCAGCACUUGGUGAGAUUGAAGUUGCAACCAAGCUUUUGCAGGAUGACUGUAGGACGCAAGAGGAUCCUUUGUAUUAUCGUUAUCAGCAACUCCACUGUGAUCUAAAUCCAGUUGAAGCUGAUUCUGAGGAAUUUUUAAUGAUAAGGAAGUAUAUGCUGAAUACGCAUGCCAAAACACACUCAAAUUAUAAGGUUGAUAUCCAGCAAAUAUUUAAAGUUUCUAGGCAUGGUGAAGUCGAACGAUUCAGUAAGUUUUCAAAUACAAAAAAUCGGAUGCUGCUCUGGCAUGGUUCUAGACUCACAAAUUGGACUGGAAUUCUUUCACAAGGAUUGAGGAUUGCUCCACCAGAAGCGCCUGUCACAGGCUAUAUGUUUGGAAAGGGAGUUUAUUUUGCUGAUAUGUUCUCUAAGAGUGCAAAUUACUGCUGUGCAUCAAAUUCAUCUUCAUCCGGUGUUCUGCUUUUAUGUGAGGUUGCAUUAGGGGAAAUGUCUGAGCUACUUGUCGCUGACUAUAAUGCUAAUCAGUUACCACCAGGAAAACUAAGUACAAAAGGAGUCGGCACUACAGCACCAAACAUGUCGGAAUCUUAUUCACUUGAAGAUGUGAUCGUUCCUCUCGGGAAACCAAAGAAGCAAACUGACCACCAGGGUGGUUUGUUGUACAAUGAAUACAUUGUCUAUGAUGUCGAUCAAAUACGGAUGCGUUACGUAGUUCAUGUAAAUUUCAACUUCAAGAGAUAAUUGAUUUCGAUGAUUGUUCUGAAGUUUUGAAAGAAUUGGAAGAGUUUUAGUUCAUGUGAUCAUUACUGCAGCAUCACAUAGUUUAUCUGUAACAUCACAUGUGUUUACUCAUUGUAAAACUCUCAAAACUUAUCUCUUUAAUGAAAUUUGAAGUUUCUGCA
Molecule: messenger RNA, 2125 nt
Organism: Dioscorea cayenensis subsp. rotundata (Guinea yam)
Lineage: Eukaryota; Viridiplantae; Streptophyta; Magnoliopsida; Dioscoreales; Dioscoreaceae
Product: poly [ADP-ribose] polymerase 2-A
Exons: 18
Coding region: 66-1964 (632 amino acids)
Molecular function (GO): NAD+ poly-ADP-ribosyltransferase activity
Source: RefSeq, a predicted model, not a curated record